Molecule: messenger RNA, 2906 nt
Organism: Anneissia japonica
Lineage: Eukaryota; Metazoa; Echinodermata; Crinoidea; Comatulida; Comatulidae
Product: T-cell activation inhibitor, mitochondrial-like
Exons: 9
Coding region: 256-1746 (496 amino acids)
Cellular component (GO): mitochondrion
Source: RefSeq, a predicted model, not a curated record
AAUAGUUUUAUUUUUGUUUUAAAAAAAAGAUAAAAACAUUGAUGGUGAUAAAUCUUUUAGUCAUGCAAUAAUGAAAGGCAAUAUUAAAGUUAAUUUAUAUGAAUGUGGUAUUCAUUCCCGUAUUCUUUUGACCUCUCCUCUGUUGUUGACGGUAAAUUUACGCUGUUGACAGCUGAUUGAAAUAUACAAAAACAAGGGGUUUCUUGAAAGUUUGCAGCCUUUUUUAAAGAGGAAAAUGACCUUUUGUCGGCCCAGAUGUUGAGAAUGUUAAAGCCUAUUUAUAGAUUAUGCAGAAACCUAAAUUUGAGAACAUGUGUCCGUUACUUGACUGCUUCCCAGGCAUCGGAAGCUCUGAGACCAUUUUUUUUCGCUGUUCAUCCUGACUUCUUUGGCCAACAUCCUAAAGAAAGGGCAGUGAAUGAGGCCUCCUUACAGAAAUUGAGUAGCUAUCUUGAAUGUUUAUUCAGUGCCAACAAUGCUAGCCCUACUACUGUCAAAUUCUACCUGAGAGAUCCACUGCAAGACUCUAAGAAGGCUGUACAAAGGGCCAAUGAUGUUUCAGUGGGAUUUGAAGUGGUUACAAUAAAACUGGUGUCCAGAGAUGUCCAGUCGACAGUUUCUCAAAUCCUUAACACCUGCCAGCUAGACACUGACCACUUGAAGAGCUUGGUGAAAAGGUUCGCACAUCAGUCACAGGCAUUUCCACGCCCGGUAAAAUGGGACCCUUCAUACUACGCUUAUACAAACAAGCAGAUCCCUAAAGACGCUUCAUCCCCUGCAAGAUGCAAAGUUGUUAAUAAAACUCUAGGGUCAUGGCUUGUCAAAAACAGACAGAGAGCCCUCAAGAGGCUGGAAAAAAGUCAGUUUAUCCGGGAAGAAGCGGAGGCAUUACGCUUGGACCUCUGUAGUAGUUAUCAUCUGUGUGAUGUGAGAUGGGAAAGUGAUUGGAAUAUUGGUGCAUUCCGGAUGUCACUUAGCUCCGUCAGGAAAAUACUGCUGGAGAAUCCCACAUAUGCUUCAUAUAUUAAAGGUAAAGAACUGAUAUUUAGUUCCAUCACCGGUGUUUGCAAAGAAGGUUUUAUUGUUCUGUCAAACGAGGCUGUGCCCCAGUAUUGGUCUCAGGUACUUGAACAUUUACCAAAGACACUACAAUUAAUGGAUGGCCUUUCAUCGAUGGAAGAGGAGGUUUCUUGUUACCUUGGUAACAUCAUCAUCUCUAGGGAGAAGUACUUCCACCGAAUAACGAUCGAAAACUACACGCUCCUACUCCAAAAGCUAAUAAGCAGUUUAAAUAGUUACCAUUCAUCAAGACGCCGUUGGAAGGAGGGCCGUGUGAUCCCACCUAACUCAAUGCAACAAUUGAAACUCGUCAUUGAAGGAACUAUUGGACAUGUGGCAUUACUACGAUCAGGACGAUUUGUCCUGCCAGCCUCAACACAGCCUCAGGAAGCCAUUAGCUUUUUACUGAAGAACAAGACCAAAUCUUGGGAAAGACUAAAGAAUUAUCCAAGACUUCAAGCAGAUAGGAAAAGAUUAGUGGCACAAUGCAUGAAGAAUUACAGUUUAAAGAGCCUGGAGGUGGACUUGUCUUUAACGGAAGAGCAAGCAAAUGAAUGUUUAAACAAGUUGAUUGACAGCCAGCUGCGACUCCCUGUGUCUAUGCAAGACCUACGGUUACGAAUUUCACGAUAUUAUUCUGUGCUUCGCGAUGGAGAAGUUUGUAUACCUUGGAAUUUACAUAUAUAAAUUUUUUUUUAAUUUGAGCUGAGAUGAGAAAAAUAAUUUAUUAUCAUAAAAUCCAAUACAGUUAACUUAAAAUUACAAAGUGCCACUUCAAACUUAAAUACAUACAUUGAAAUACAAAAGGUAGAAUAAAUAUUUUGACUGUCAAGUUAUAGAUCUGCUAUGUGAAAUUGUAAAGCUAUAAUUCGCAGUCUUGUGCGAGUAGAUAUACAGUGUAUGUAUUCUUUUAUGGAAAUUUUGAUUUAAUGACAAUAAUGACAACAAUCAUCAAUUCCUUUUGCUCUUGUAGGAAAAUGAGUGAAUAUGUGUGGCAAUUACUUGAAAAUGAAGAAAAAAGGACUUCAUAUUUAUUAUCAACAUUUAUUGUUAAACUUUAUUAUAUUAUAUAUUUUUAUUAUACCUACUAAAGGCUUCAUGUUUAAUAAUAGUUCUUUAUUAGGUGCUAUAAAGUAGUAUUUUAUAUAUAUAAAAAAUUAGCAGUUUAUAUGUACAUAAUGUAUAGAAAUGAUUUUGCAUAGCGCCCUCUAUAUUUGCAUCUCAGAUCUUUGGGACUUGCUAGUGUUAAUGUCAACUUUGCCUCUCCAGUGAAUGUCUACAUGGGUGCUAUUUUAUUAGGAGACAAUUUAAGUUCCACAUCUGUACUGUAAUUUCAAAUCACAGUACAAUACAUUUAUCAAAAUUUGUUUUGAUAUUAAGUUUGUAUUGUAUGUAAUAUUUUGAUAGAAUGUGUAUAAGGUUUAUAUAUAAUUUUGUAAUUGUAAUAUCCUGAUGCAAUAUUGUAAAAUUUUGUCAUACUAUAUUUAUACCUGGUACUGUUAAAAUUUAGCACCUUGUGCGCAUUGCUACUCUACUAGGGCUUAUAUGACCUAUAUUAUAUGUCCCAAGUAUAGUUUGCCACCUACAAUAUACCACAUAUAAUUAACUUUUAAUUUGGAAAAAUUUUUAUUAACUUUUAAUAAGUCACAAAUGGAAAAUUAAAAUAUUUAUUUAUAAAAUAGUUUUUCAUUCACAUUUGUAUCUAGAGAGGUUAUAGACUAUGCAAGUCAGUAGGGGUAAUCAAGGGGCCCACUACUCCCCUCCCCCGUAAAUUUAAAAAAAAAACGGUAAAAAAAAGAAAAAUAAAAAUAUAUUCAAAUUUAGGUCUGAGAAUGCCAUUUCUGGAC